Molecule: messenger RNA, 498 nt
Organism: Penicillium canescens
Lineage: Eukaryota; Fungi; Ascomycota; Eurotiomycetes; Eurotiales; Aspergillaceae
Product: toxin-antitoxin system YwqK family antitoxin
Exons: 1
Coding region: 1-498 (165 amino acids)
Source: RefSeq, a predicted model, not a curated record
AUGAUACUCUCCAGCUUCCGCAUCUUGGCCCUAACCGACGGAAAGGUAUAUUUGAUGCAACGUGUUCUUGCUGAUCGGAUCGGGUAUCCUGGUGAUGGUCUUUACUAUUUUGAUGGCGAGCCAUUUUCCGGAGUUUCCUAUACAACGAAGGGCGGCGCCUGGGAAAACUCGGAGGCCGAAAUCCACGACGGACUGCUUUGGGGUACGACAAAGGAAUGGUAUGGACCAGGACAACUGAUGCACGAGGCGAGCUAUUUCAAAGGGGUGUUGCACGGAAACGCUCGGGAAUGGCACAAGAGCGGGCAGCUUGCCGAGGACGGGGACUACGAGUACGGAAUUGCUCUUUGGAAGAAGAGUUGGGACGAGAAUGGCCAACUCAUCGAGGAAUUCACAUUGACGCAAGCCGAUGAAGACUUCACGGUGUUGCAACGCUAUCGUUCCAUCUAUGAGCCAGGUCAUUCUAAAGACGCUGGGCGAAAAAUUGGGCGAAAAACCUAA